Lagopus muta (rock ptarmigan) is the source of this 3949-nucleotide messenger RNA. RefSeq names its product THAP domain containing 1 (gene THAP1). The transcript is spliced from 3 exons. The coding region runs from base 855 to 1589 and encodes 244 amino acids. The record is from RefSeq and is a predicted model, not a curated record. Lineage: Eukaryota; Metazoa; Chordata; Aves; Galliformes; Phasianidae. Gene Ontology annotation, molecular function: sequence-specific DNA binding.
GCUCGGAGGGGCUGUGCGAGGCUCUGCGAGGGGCCGCGUUCGGAAAUUCGGUCCUCGGCCGUAAGCUCUCAUCACCCUUCUCUCCAUCCAUCUCUGAGGGGGGUCCCGGACCCGAUCCUGGAGCCGCCUCCCGCGGCUCCUGCCCGGACUUUGCCCCCACGCAGGGUGCGCCACGGGGCGCUGUCCGCACCACUGGCCGGCCGCGGGCCUGUCAUCGGCGCCCGCUUCCUGCCCCCCGCGGGGACAGCGAGUUCGGGACAGGGAAGAGGCGGCGGGAGCCCGGGCUCUGUGGCGCUCCGGGGGCCGUGGGGAUCGGCCUCGAAAUUCCGCGCCGGGAACGGCCCGCUGCUGCGGAGCGGCGUUGGUCAAUGGAGUAAUACAGGGCAGGGGUGCGACGGAGCGCAACUUACAUUAACUUUUUGUAACCCGACGCGCUGAUUUAUUGUUAGCGCACAUGCAACACUGGAGGACGGGUCACCCAUCCCCACUAUCCGCACCCCUCCCGCCCUGGGGGCGCUCUGCCUCCACACCGCAGCCGCCUCUUGAGGUGGUUCCGGAGCGAGGGGCGAGAACAAGUUCAAGCGCCGCUCUGAUUGGAGGAUCCGCCUCAUGAAGCUCCGCCCCCCGCGAAAGGACCCACCAAUGGGCACGGGCGGCGCGCCGUAGCACCGCGAGAGUUGCGCUGAAGCUGGUGCCGCCAUCUUGGAGUUGGGAGAGGCCGCGUCCCGUUGCUGUCCCUCUCGGAGGGUCGUUAGCGGGGGGGAGGGGGGAGGAUGGUAGCCCGACGGUGAGCGAACGGCACCCGGGAGUCCCUCCUCGCGCCGCCGAGCGGCGGCGACCGCGGGGCUGGCGGGAUGGUGCAGUCGUGUUCCGCCUACCGCUGCCGGAACCGAUACGACAAAGAGAAGCCCAUCUCCUUCCACAAGUUUCCUUUGACCAGGCCCGAUCUAUGCAAGAAAUGGGAGGCGGCGGUGAAAAGGAAAAACUUCAAGCCCACCAAGUACAGCAGCAUCUGCUCGGAGCACUUCACACCCGACUGCUUCAAGCGGGAGUGCAACAACAAGCUGCUGAAGGAAAACGCUGUGCCCACUAUAUUCUGUUACACUGAGCCCAGUGAAAAGCCUGAGGAAUUUUCAGAGCAGCCAGAUGAUCCGCUUCCUCCACCGCCACCGCCGCCGCCUCCACCGCCACCGCCGCCACCGCCGCCACCUGCAGCUCCAAUGCUACCGCCGUCUCCAUCAGCUCCUUCUUUUCAUUUAUCUCAGAUAGAUGCCAGAUUUGUAGAUCCAAGUAUCGGAUUAUUGAUGCCUCCUCUCCAGACCCCUAGCAAUCUUGCUGUUUUUUGUGAUCACAAUUAUACCGUAGAGGAUACAGUUCAUCAGCGAAAAAGAAUUCAGCAGCUAGAGGAACAAGUUGAAAAACUGCGAAAGAAGCUCAAGACGGCGCAACAGCGAUGCCGACGUCAGGAGAGACAAAUUGAAAAACUGAGAGAGAUUGUUCAGUUUCAGAAAGAAAAAGACAUCCUGGCAGGAAAAGGCUAUGUGAUUCUGCCCAAUGACUAUUUUGAAGUUGUGGAAGUUCCUGCAUAAAAGUCAUGAGCGUCCAUUUCCACUUGGCUAGGCUAAGAAGUUUAGUUUAAAAACUCAAUGCUCUCAAAUUCCGUUUGGGAGACUCUUCCAGAAUCCUAAAUCAGCAAAUAAGCUGUCAUGCAUAGGAGAUCACAUUUUUUAAUUUGUUUUCAUUUAAGUUUGAUAUGUUUUUUAAUGUACUGAAAUUGGAAACAUCUCAGAAUUAGGAUGCACAUUUAUUUUUUGAAAUAGGAAUUGCUUUGCAGAAGGAAAGGAUGCAUGGUUAAAUACACUUAAAAUCUGUACUUCUCUCUCUCUCUCUCUCUCUCUCUCUCUCCCUCUCCCCCUCUCUCUGUCUUUUUUUUACAAUGGUUAUCUUAUACUUACAUAGGCUGAAAGUGAAGCUGAGGUUGUUCUACACUUAAUACAAAACUUUAUCAAGGCAUUUAAUGUUUGCAUAGGUGGUCCCCACAAAAUACAAUUUUUUUAAGCCAGCUGAGUACCUGCAAAUGCUGCUUUGUAUAGAGAAAAGUAAGAUACAUAUAUAUAUGUGUGUAUAUAUAUUUCAGACUGGGAACACUUCUAACCAAUUGUUAUGCCUUCAAAAUACUGCAGAAAGUCUAAUUCCUAGAUCCCUUUGGUGUGUAAAUGAGCCUUUUCUUUUGGAGUAUGUGUGGAGACUGAGAAGGGGAGAUUUCAUUAGUAUGGCUGACUAGAGCUAUAGGAGUUUUUGCUUUAAGUACACUUGCAGACCUUGCUGAAAUACAGUGCUGCUCUGAACAUGCAUGUUGUCACAUUAUUGGCAGGAUCAGGAAGGUGGUGUACUGUGCAGGGUGACUGCUUUCUAAAGUGUCCUAAUAAUAUGCAGUUCCCAGUAUACUGGAAUAUGCCACUCUCAUAAGCACUGUAAGGGUAGAACAUUGUCCUUGUCUGUGAUUGAUGCACAUUUCAGCCAGCAUGGGCUCAUGAAAGGCCUGCUUGACCAAUCUGAUCUCUGUGACCAGAUGACCUGCUUGGUGGACAGUGGAAAGGCUGUUGUCAUAGUCUACCUAGACUUCAGCAAAGCUGCUGACGCUGUCUCCCACAAUGUUCUCCUGCAGAAGCUGGCAGCUCGUGUGUACACUCUUUGCUGGGUAAUGAACUGGCUGGUUGGCCGAGCUCUAAGAAUAGUGGUGAAUGGAGUUAAAUCCAAAUGGUGAUUGGUCAGGAGUUGUGUUCCCCAGGGGUUGGUACUGGAGCCUGUUCUGUUCAGUAUCUUGAUUGAUGGCCUGAAUGAGGGGAUUGAGAGCACGCUCUGUAAGACUGGCUGGAAGACUGUUUGGAGGAAAAGGACCAGGGGGUGUUGAUCGGCGCUUGGCUGUAUGUGAGCCAGUUGCAUGCUCAGGUGGCCAAGAAGGCCAGUGGCUUCCUGUCUUGCUUCAGAAACAGUGCAGCCAGCAGGAGUAGGGAAGUGAUUGUUUCCCUGUAUUCAGCUCUGGUGAGGCCACACUGUGUUCAGUUUUAGACUCGUUACUACAAAAAAACGUUGAGGCCCUGGAGGUUGUUCAAAGGAGAGCAGCGAAGCUAUGAGGGGUCUGGAGCACAGGUCUUAUGGGGAGUGGCUGUAGGAACUGGGAUUGUUCAGUCUGGAGAAGAGGAGGCUCAGAGGAGACCUUACUGCUCUCUACAACUGCCUGAAAAGAGAUUGUAGUGAGAUGGGGGACAGCCUCUUCUAGGUAGGAUAGACAGGAAUAGCCUCACGUACUGCCAGGAGAGAUUCAGGUUGGAUAUUAGGAAAAACUUAUUUUCAGAAAGAGUGGUGAUGCAGUGGCACGGGCUGCCCAAGGAAGUGGUGGAGUCACUGUCCAUGGAGGUGUUCAAGAACUGUGGAUGUGGCACUGAAGGACAUAGUUUAGUGGGCAACAUUGAUGGUAGGUGGAUGGUUGCACUAGAUGAUCUUAGGCAUCUUUUCCAACCUUAGUGAUUCUAUGAUUCUAUUAUCUCAAAAUGUGUGUAGCUUCAGGAAUGUUUUUUUUUUUUUUCCUCUGGAGUACUGGACAUUUGCUACUUUCAUUAUACCAUAUUACAGUUUUCUUUCUAUCCACCUCUCCCUUUUUUUAAUUCCCCCAAAGUCCACCAUUGGGCAGCAGUGGAUUUGGACUUUGGGAGUUGCUUGGUGCUAGACUGGUUUUUAAUAUCUCCAAUGCUGCUGUCUCUCCUUCAGCCUUAUUAAGAGUUUCUAAAAAUUAAUUUAGCAUGACGAAGUAGUGCCACAGUUUGCACUUAUUGUCAAAUAAUUUACUGAGUCAAUGCACUCAUUCAAAAUCGGAGAAUGACAUCAUACUGACUGUAUUGUAGCUUUCACAGCUGAAAUUCACAGAAUUAAACAGACAUGAGGAGGA